Cotesia glomerata is the source of this 1841-nucleotide messenger RNA. RefSeq names its product RNA-binding protein Musashi homolog Rbp6 (gene Rbp6). Bases 705 to 1826 code for a protein of 373 amino acids. NCBI's taxonomy places the organism in Eukaryota, Metazoa, Arthropoda, Insecta, Hymenoptera, Braconidae. Gene Ontology annotation, cellular component: cytoplasm. The record is from RefSeq and is a predicted model, not a curated record. The transcript has 14 exons. Gene Ontology annotation, molecular function: RNA binding.
GAGAGCGCAGUGUCGCGUCGAACUUCUAGCAGAGCGCGUCGCACGUCCGAGUACCGGCCGCCGCCCGUCAUCAGUCGCCGUACCGCGCAGCCACGUAACCUCUACCUUAUUAGUUUUUAGUAGUCAGUAGUAGGGCACCCGCCGGUUCCACGACUUGAACAACAACAACACGGUGAUCUAUCUUGUGUCCUCUGUAUAGUAACAUAAUCAUAAUCGUCCGCUAAUUAGUCGUCUGAUCCUCGAGGAACCUCCUGACAGCGUCUCCGGUUCCUAAAGAGCACCGAGUUAUCAACGUUACUACGUUACAACGUUACAACUGACUGGUCGUCAGAUUGUUUUAUCUAGCCACGACCAAUUUAUUAUCAAUCAAAGUCAUUAGUUGUAAGCCAGUGACAAUUCGGACGCACACGGCGCGGACACGCGGAUUCUUUGGUUGUUUAUCAGACUUGCGCGCGCCGUGCGUCGUCUGCAUCCUUCAGUGAUUCUCGGUGAUUAACAACAACCGAUUGAGUCUGAUCUGGAAAACAACAGCUUGGAAAUCCACCACCAGGAGGACCAAAACAAUAAUUAGAGACAGUGAUUGGAGCUAUUCGGAUCCAUUGGGACUCUGAUUAGUUUCUAGUGGGGAGGUGUCACAAUAUAAACACUCGCUGACGUACACCUAGAUUGUUUACAAGUGGGAUAAUUCUUCUAUAAGUGGGAUUAUGGAGCAGCAGAGCCAAGAAAUCGUCGCCAGCGGAUCCAUGGCCGAAGUGCCCAACGAUCCAGGGAAAAUGUUCAUCGGUGGUCUCUCAUGGCAGACCAGUCCAGAGAGCCUGAGGGAGUAUUUCACCAAGUAUGGAGACAUCACAGAGGUUAUGGUGAUGAAGGAUCCAACCACACGCCGAUCAAGGGGCUUUGGAUUCAUCACAUUCGCAGAUCCUUCAAGCGUAGACAAAGUAUUAGCCCAAGGGAACCACGAAUUGGACGGCAAAAAGAUCGACCCGAAAGUCGCGUUCCCUAGGAGGACACAUCCAAAGAUGGUGACAAGGACAAAGAAGAUAUUCGUCGGCGGAUUGUCAGCGCCCACGACGCUGGAGGACGUCAAAAAUUACUUCGAACAGUUCGGCCCGAUCGAGGAUGCCAUGCUGAUGUUCGACAAGCAGACCAGCAGGCACAGGGGUUUUGGCUUCGUCACAUUUCAAAGCGAGGACGUAGUCGACAAAGUAUGUGAGAUUCACUUCCACGAGAUCAACAACAAAAUGGUGGAAUGCAAGAAAGCACAGCCAAAAGAAGUAAUGCUCCCGGCAAAUUUGGCGAAGACGCGAGCGGCCGGCCGAGGUGCGUACGAUUUUAUGUGGUCCCUGGGAGCUCUACCUGAUGGUUUUCCAGCAGCCUACGCCGCCUACGCAGCAGGACGUACAUACUCAGGGUAUCCUAGUUUCGGACUACCCUACGCGACGGCAGUGGACCUAACCAACGGACAACUCACACCAAACAACAACACGCCCUUGCUAACGCAAGCUCUCUCUGUGAUGAACAACUACCAAGCAGCACAGGCCGGGUAUCAGCCAGCCUCUCCACACGGGGCAGGAGGCCACGGGGGGCCUCAGGGCCGAUCAUUUCCCGCGGCCAACUCUCCUGGGCCAAUAGACAUGUACAGUUCGAGCGCAGCAGCCGCAGUAGCAGCCGCAGCUGCGGAUUCAGCCGUCGCCAGCUAUGUCCAGGCUGCAAAUAGUCCGCAGCCCCCUACAACCGCGUUUCCCGCGAUCGCAGUAUCUCGCGCCCCGCUCAACUACAGUCCCGGUCCACUGAUACCGGCGGCGUUUACUAAUGGCUACCAUUGAGCCUUGUUAAGACCU